Notolabrus celidotus (New Zealand spotty) is the source of this 2714-nucleotide messenger RNA. It is a transcript of the gene pnn, whose product is annotated as pinin, desmosome associated protein. The transcript is spliced from 9 exons. Lineage: Eukaryota; Metazoa; Chordata; Actinopteri; Labriformes; Labridae. The coding region runs from base 52 to 2109 and encodes 685 amino acids. Gene Ontology annotation, cellular component: catalytic step 2 spliceosome. The record is from RefSeq and is a predicted model, not a curated record.
AAGAAAACGUAGAAGAAGAAGAGCACGUGAUUCGCGCUAACUAGAAGCAAGAUGGCGGCGGCUGUGCGGAGCUUGCAAGACCAGCUCGAUAAAGCCAAGGAAAGCCUGAAAAAUGUGGACGAUAACAUUCGCAAAUUAACGGGACGUGAUCCCAAUGAAUCAAGACCGGGUCAGAUCCGUCGGCUCGGCGGCCCCAUGGCAGGCCCGGGUGGAGGUAGAGGAAGAGGAAUCAACCUGCUCAGGCGUAGUCUCUCAGAAAUUGGAAGCGGCGGCCCUCCUGCCAAGCAGAGGGACAUCGAAGGAGCCUUGCUGAGGCUGGCAGGGGACCAGAGGGCCAGGAGAGACGCACGCCACGACAGCGACGCCGAGGAUGAUGACGAUGUCAAAAAGCCGGCGUUGCAGUCGUCUGUAGUGGCUACCUCCAAAGAGAGAACACGCCGAGACCUCAUUCAAGAUCAGACCAUGGAUGAGAAGGGCAAACAGAGGAAUCGGCGCAUGUUCGGCCUGCUGAUGGGCACCUUGCAGAAAUUCAAACAGGAGUCCAACGUCUCUACAGACCGGCAAAAGAGACGCACAGAGAUCGAGCAGAAGCUCGAGGUUCAGGCUGAGACUGAGAAAAAGAAGGUAGAGACCGAAAAGAAGGAGCUGUUUGAGGAGAGGAGAGCCAAACAGACUGAGCUGAGACUGUUGGAACAGAAAGUGGAAUUAGCUCAGCUGCAAGAGGAGUGGACCAGCCACAACAAUCAUCUGGUGAAAUACAUUCGCACCAAAACUAAGCCGCAUAUUUUCUACGUGCCUGGAAAAUUGUGCUCCGCUACAACGAAACUCCUCGACGACUCCACCAAGAAACUAAACGUUGUGUUUGAAGAGAGGCGUGAGGCUUUUGCCGAACACCUCAGCAAGAUGGAGUCCCGCCCCCGGCGACAGCCAAACCGUGACCAGGACAGCAUCGCAGCAACAACAGGGAUGGACCACUCGGCGGAGGGUAAGCCAGCAGGUCAGCUAGUCAAGGUGACAGGUAAUAAGGGGAUAGAGGAGAUGGAUGAAGACGAGGAUGAAGAUGAUGAGGAAGAGGAAAAGGAGAAAGAGAAGCGAAAGGAGGGGGAUAGAAAGGUGGCAGAAAAGGUAGAGGAGAUGGAGGUAAGGGAGAAGGAGGAGUUAAAGGAGGAAGAAGAGGGGAUGGAGGUGAGCGAGGAGGGGAAAGGGCAGACAAAGGGAGGAGAGGAGGGAGUGAAAGACGGGGAGGAGAAAGAGGAGACGGUAGAGAAGGAGGCUAGUCCUAAGUCAGAGGAGAUGGAGGUAAAGGGCAGGCCAGAGCAGGAGGGGAAGAGUAACGGAGAAGGGAGGGAGGCAGACAGCAAGGGGGAGGCCAAAGACCUUCAGAAUGAAAACACCCAAGUCAUCCAGUCCUCUGAAGCACCCCUAACCAUCCAGGAAGUACCAAACAUCAGUCAGCCUCAGAUCAGCCUCCCUGCAGAGGAACCUGCCGCUAAGUCCUUUGAGGUCCCAGGACCUGAGAGCACACCUGGUCCUCAAACAGUUCCCACGGUACCUGAGCAGGACUUCAUCGUCCCUGUCCAAGUCUCAGCUGUGGAGAAGCAGGCUGUGGAGGAGAAAACAGGGGGUGAAGCACCUCAAAAACUGCCUGACACCCAGGAGGCCCCCAGCAUCAUCCCUGCUCCCCCGCAGGGAGAGGAGGCUGCUGGGAGAGGACGGAAGAAGGCAAAGGAGCACAAGAAGGGCCGCAGUCACAGCCACAGCUCCUCCUCUUCCUCCUCCGGAUCCUCCUCCAGCGGGAGCUCUUCCUCAUCCUCUGGAUCUAGCCGCUCUUCUUCCUCGUCCUCCUCUUCCUCGUCCUCCUCGUCAAAGAGUAGCAGCCGCAGUCGCAGCCGAGACGGCGGUAAGCGCAAGAGGAAGCCCUCAGAUAGGAGCAGGAAGAAGGGAUCAAAGGAGAGGAGUCACCGCAAGAGAGGAGGGAGUAGCGGAGGAGGGAGGGACUCGAAGGGAUCGAAGGAGAGGAGGAAGAGGAGGAGCGAGGAAGGGAGGAGCAGGUCAUCCCGGGGAGAUAGGGAGCAUAAAGAUAGAGACAGGAAAGACAAGAGACGCUAAUUUGGCUAAACUUAACUGAGGAGGGAUAACGGGGAACUCAAACAUGAUGAUUUUUAAAGUGCCACAAAGUAACGACUGUAGGUGUGAACACGGAUCUGUGUCAGUUUAGAGACUCAGUCAAACUCCAGAGACCACAAAGAGACGUAGACUUUUUAAACUUUGGGCCCCAGUGGAGCGUCUGGCAGGGAAAGUCCUUUCAGUCAGUCAUUGAACGCCUCACCAACAGAUCUGAGAUGUUAUUUUAGUCCUCAUUUUAUCCCCCAAUGAUUCAUCUUCAGCCUGGAGUAGAUUUUUACGAAGCUCUUUGUGGCACCGCGGUCAGAAGAUACUGCUGAAUGUUUGAUCACAUCCUAAUCAGAAUGCCGCAGGCCCCGGUGUUAACGGCAGCCAUCAUCGUAAAGUAGUUGUGUUUUCAAGUUGAUGUGACAACGCUGUUUAAUCUCAUUUAUUUCCACUAUUUGGUCAAUGUCAAAGCUGUCCACAUCACGUGGGAACAUGUGUGAUACGCCCAAAUUCUGGAUGUUGAAGAUGUUUUUUCCAUCUUGUUUAUUUUUUUUGUACAACUGGUAAUUUGCUUCAUAUUAAAGGUGAGGUCUUAGAGGAAA